Molecule: messenger RNA, 6903 nt
Organism: Chionomys nivalis (European snow vole)
Lineage: Eukaryota; Metazoa; Chordata; Mammalia; Rodentia; Cricetidae
Gene: Mboat2
Product: membrane bound O-acyltransferase domain containing 2
Exons: 13
Coding region: 100-1665 (521 amino acids)
Biological process (GO): lipid modification
Cellular component (GO): membrane
Molecular function (GO): acyltransferase activity
Source: RefSeq, a predicted model, not a curated record
GCGGGCGCGCCGCUGCAUCCCCAUCCUCGGCGUAGCUCGGCUCAGGGCGAGCGGAGACUGGCCGGAGCGGGCGGGCGGGCGCAGCGCCGAGGCCCGGCCAUGGCCACCACCAGCAGCACCACGGGCUCCACCCUGCUGCAGCCUCUCAGCAACGCCGUGCAGCUGCCCAUCGAUCAGGUCAACUUUGUAGUGUGCCAACUCUUUGCCUUGUUAGCAGCCGUUUGGUUUCGAACUUAUCUCCAUUCAAGCAAAACUAGCUCUUUUAUCAGACACGUAGUUGCAACCCUUUUGGGCCUUUAUCUUGCAUUUUUUUGCUUUGGAUGGUAUGCCUUACACUUUCUCGUCCAGAGUGGGAUUUCCUACUGCAUCAUGAUCAUAGCAGGAGUGGAGAGCAUGCAUCAAUGUUGUUUUGUGUUUGCUUUGGGAUACCUCACAGUGUGUCAGAUUACUAGAGUCUAUAUCUUUGAUUAUGGACAAUAUUCUGCUGAUUUUUCAGGCCCGAUGAUGAUCAUCACGCAGAAGAUCACUAGUCUGGCUUUCGAGAUUCAUGACGGGAUGUUUCGGAAGGAGGAAGAACUGACUCCAUCGCAGAGGGGCUUAGCCGUGAGGCGCAUGCCGAGUCCCCUGGAGUAUGUAAGUUAUACCUGCAACUUCAUGGGUAUCCUGGCAGGCCCUCUCUGCUCUUACAAAGACUACAUUACUUUCAUUGAAGGCAGGCCAUCCCACAUGCCACAGUCCAGUGAGAAUGGAAAAGAAGAGCAGCAACAUGAAAGAGCAGACCCGUCUCCAAACGCAGCAGUUACUGAGAAGCUCCUCGUCUGUGGACUCUCUUUAUUAUUUCACUUGACCGUCUCCAACAUGCUGCCCGUGGAGUACAACAUCGACGAGCACUUCCAGGCCACCGCAUCGUGGCCAGCCAAAGCCACCUACCUGUAUGUCUCUCUUUUGGCUGCCAGACCUAAGUACUACUUUGCGUGGACCUUAGCCGACGCCAUUAACAACGCUGCAGGCUUUGGGUUCAGAGGGUACGACAGGAACGGAGUGGCUCGUUGGGACUUAAUUUCCAACUUGAGAAUUCAGAAAAUAGAGAUGUCAACAAGCUUCAAGAUGUUCCUCGACAACUGGAAUAUCCAGACAGCUCUUUGGCUCAAAAGGGUGUGUUAUGAACGAGCGACCUUCAGUCCGACAACCCAGACAUUCUUUCUCUCUGCCAUUUGGCACGGGGUCUACCCAGGAUACUACCUGACGUUCCUCACAGGAACGUUAAUGACGUUAGCAGCGCGGGCUGUAAGAAAUAACUUUAGACAUUAUUUCGUCGAACCCCCUCAACUUAAGUUAUUUUAUGACAUCAUAACGUGGGCAGCAACACAAAUAACAAUCAGUUACACAGUUGUACCGUUUGUGCUUCUCUCUAUAAAACCAUCAUUCACGUUUUACAGCUCCUGGUAUUACUGCCUGCACAUCUGCAGUAUCUUAGUGUUGCUGUUACUGCCUGUGAAAAAAUCUCAAAGAGGAAAGAGCACACAGGAAAAUGUUCAGCUGUCACGGGUCAAAAAGUUUGACGAAAGAGAAAAUUCUCUGGGACAGAACAGUUUUUCCACCACAAAUAAUGUUUGCAGUCAGAACCAAGACACUGCCUCUAGACACUCGUCACUAACGCAAUGACCGGGAGAGCAUGUGGUGGCUGUUUUCCGCCUGUGAACAGAAACCAGUCUUGACGCCUUUCCAGAGACUACCUGGGUGGAAGUGGGACAGUCUCAGAUGGGGGAUUUUCUGUACACCAGAUUGGAAAUGGAAUGAAAUAACCCUUCCCAUGCCAUGUUCCUGUGGGUCACGCCUUAUACAAAAUCUUUCCCUGUUUCGAUAGGGCACUCUGACCUCAGCCUAUGCCCUCAAGGUCAUACGUGUGCCCUGUUGCUGAAUGUACAUUGCGUAUCCCGAGGCCCUGAAGAGGUGGAAGAGUGGUCGUGUCAAUCUGGACGAUUGUAAGGUUACCUUUUCCCAAUUGAAUGUCUUGCCUUAAACCUUCUGUUCCCUAAGAUGUUAUUCCUGGUUGGUGUUUUCAAGCGUACUAGCGUAAGGAGAUGAUUUCAAUAUUUGAUGCAGUGUGCCACAAAGUGGAAUUGAGGCAGAGUUUAAACCGAAUAUUUAAGAUGGUGGGUACUUGAAAAAUGCAAUAAACAUCUCAGUAUUCGAAGGGUUUUCUUAAGGUAGCUCAGAGGACCGCACACGUGGUAGGACUGUAAGCGGUCGGGGCUGUAAAAUUACAGGUAGCUUAUUUUGCUGGGAGCUUAAUUACCUGGUGUCAGUUAGGGGGCCCUUUCAGGAGGACUUUCUUAAACAUAAUUAAAGGUUGGCAGUGUGAUAUUUUAGGCUUAUUUUCUUAAGGAAAAAAAAAGAAGAAGAUGAGGUAAGCAGGACCGAACGAAGAAAGCACUGUGUGGUCUGGGGCCGCAGGCGGAGGCCUCCCCAUUCUGUGUCCAAGAUCAGUGACUGUGAGAGACACAAAAGUUUAAUACCUUGAUCAUACUGUGGACUUUCUGAAGAAAUCUCUUGAGCAUAAAUUACAUAGAAUUAGAAGAGAUUUUAAGAGUAACAGUGGUAGAUUAUUUGAAGAUUUUGAAAGAAAUCUCUAGUAAUUAAGGUUAUUGUAUGGUUCAUCGGUGUCUUGUCCCUGUCAUUUUCAUUGCUAUUUGGGAAAAAUUUAGGGAAAAGAAAACUUAGUUGCUGAGUCUAAGUGACAUUUUUUUUAAAAAAAAUUAAUAAAUUAGUUUCUACAUUCUUUAACUUCAUGCAUUAAAAUUCUUCCGUUGAACUCUUGUUAAAAAUGGGUGUUAGAUUCUAUCAAAACAAAUAUGUGUUUUCCUCCUAGCGUUCACUGUUGCCCUGAGUGACUGGCUGUCUUUGAUCCAACAGCAGGGUGCUGUGGGGUGCAACAGCUGUGAGUAAGGGGUGGAUUGGAGGCCACAGAACCAAGCCAUAGACUAUAGGUUCCGCCUUGUGCAAAAGGCUGGGCUUUGGGGCCUCUCUGUUAUUGACCAAUAUUUUUGUGAAAUUCGUUUUGGUUUUUUGCCUUACAUUUUCAAAUGAAAUGCAAAAUGUCAGUCUACGAUGAGUUGGGUUUUGUUUUUUGUUUGUUUUUGUUUACUAAUACACUUGUGAGUAAAGUUAAGGAGGGACCAGCAAUGGUGGUGUAAAGUUUAAGAUCACAGUGGUACAGAGAGAGGCCAGUGUGGCAUUCUAGGACUUUAGAGGUCUGUGCUGCAGGCACAUUUGCUUUUCUGAAGGCAGCUCUUUUGCAUCUGAUUACAAGGGUCCUCCCCAUCCUCUCCCAGGGAAAGGGCAGGUAAAUACUUUUUUUAUUUUUCCCAUGCGCAUGUCGAAAUCAACCUAGCUGUAGAAUUCUAGAGGAAAGAAAAGAAUGUUUAUGGAAAGUAUCCAUCCCUGAAUGUCUGCACCUUGGAGAAUCCAAUCACUAUUAGAGAAAGCUAUCAGCCCCAGGGCUUACGAGACAACCCUAGGCACCUCCUAAGGGAAAACUGGAGAGCCAGUGAAACUGCUGAAGGCUUGCUGGGUGGCUCUGGCCACUUACAAAUAACCCCCAUUUAUUUAUUUCUGUUACCUGAACACAUUUUAUUUCUAGGCCUAUACUCUUGAGUUGCUGUUGCCGGUUUCCUCUCAAAGAAUUUAUAAUCAAAGUAUUAUCAUCCAAAAUGCAAGACAGUGACCAUUGUUCUAGUUCCCGAAGGAUGCUACAUGGCGCAUCUGAUUUGACUGAGUUCUUUUUUUCAAUUCUUCUGCAGCUAUCAGUUACAUUAAUGAGAUCAUUUUUUUUUGGAUGGCUGUCUUCUAAUUUGGAGAAAUAAUCACAAUUAUACAAUCUAAAAUAAAAUAAAUGCUGUUUUCAAUUUUUCUCAAAAGAUAUGUUUUAUAAAAUGAACAUAAUUUCAUUUUAUAGGAUGUUCUAUAAAAUGAACAUAAUUUUGGGAUGUUGUAAAGGUUAUUUUGCUUCUUCUUAGAAGGAUUUAAAUUAAUGUUUGUGCUACUGUUAAUUGUGAAGGAGGUCAUUAUAAUAUGUACUUGCUGCAUUUAGCCGGCAAAACAGGUUUCAGCGUGUGUUUAUAUUGUUUUUCCAUCCCUAGAGUGUCAUGAAGUCACUCUAGAGAGGGUCCGUCUACAUUAUAUUUAUACUUCUGUUUGAUUCUGUACUACUCAGGGAAAAUAGAACAAGAAUAUUCUUUCCUCAAUUUCAUUUUCUUGAAACAAUAAUUGUUAAUUUGAUGUGUCUCAGCUCCGCUGUUUUUGAAAUAACGCAUCUUAAUUAGAACUCAGAGUGACCGGGGAAGCUUGCUUAGCUUCUGGAAUUCCUGAAGUUGGAGAGAAGGCUGGCUGGGCUUCAGAGGUGCCCAGUCGCUAUGUCUUAGCAUGUUCGUCCCUACCACGGUAACACCCAUGCAGGGUAUUCCCACACAUAACCAUUUUUGAAGUCGCCAUCUAGAAAGUGAUGACGAUUUCCUUUAAGUACUAAUUGGACUUGUUGGUCCUUGCCCGACUCGACCCUAUCCCCAUCCAGGUCCCCACCAAGGCUCAUCCCCGUCUCCCCCACUCCUGAAGGGCAGGUUCACAAAGGGAGCUGAUCACUGGCGGCUGCUUCUUAUUACUGGAAUUUAAGGUGCUUACUUUUAAAAAAAAUGGUUGUCUAGCAACAGGAAGAAUGCCUUUUAAUCCAUUAACCCAGAAUGUGUAGCAACAUGCAUUUCCCCUUUGCUUUCAAUGGUUUCUGUUUCUGCUGGGUAAAAUUGGAGAGGAUUUAUUCCAUUAAAUACUGCCCAUAUAUUGCUGAUUUUACUGGACAGGAUUAUCAGUGUGUAUUUUCUCAAUAAUUAUUUCAUUCAAAGAAUCUAGUUAUUCUAUAUUUUAAAUGACAGAAAGCAAUUUUAAAUUGCCAUCAAAAUAACCAUAACGGUUUUACUUUUGAAGACUAGAUUAAACGUUUAGGACAAAUGCUCUCCCUGUUUAAAACCUGUACCUCCCCAGUCUUCAAACCCUGAGCAAAUCUGGACAGUUGUACUUCCUAGAUGUUCAUUAGCAUCAGCUCAUUGAUUCUACGAGCUCUCUACAACAGCUGACACAUUCCUGAGAGGGUGGACUGCGUGUCCACCGAGAGUCAGCUCAAAUGCACAGUUAUAAACCAGUAUUUUGAAGGGUUUUAUAUUCUGGUAUUAACAGUCUACCCUGGCUGAAAUAUCACAGACCCAGUUGAACCUAGGUGCAGAAUUCGAGCUUACACUGUGACUGUAGCCUUAGCUGCCCCAGGACCAUGCGUACCUGUUACACUCCACUAGUGACAUCUGAGGACUAGCUGAUCCUUUCUACUCCUGCCUUGGAUGCUAAAUUUCUGCUUCCCACUGCCCUUGGAAGAGUGAGUUUGCAUCAGAGAGGCUUCCGGAUGCUGGAGGAAGAGAUUUGCGUUGAAAACAAACCCACUCUGAAUUUUGAGUUUGAUGGAUUAGGACCUAGCAGUUCUCGACAGUGACUUUACUGAAACAACGUGCAGUCAAAUCUAUUUAUAGUGACUUUCCUUAUUGAAAGACAUUUAAAAUGAAAUUUUCCACGUCAAUAUUUUGUAGGAAUGCUCUUAUAAUCAACGACUAAGCUGCUUUUUGAGGCUCUUGUUGUACAGAGGGUGCAGCCAGUUACAUUUUAACUAGUGGGCUGCUUACUAAUGUUUUGUAUGUUUCCAGAUAAUAAUUUAUUUUAGUAGGUUUUUAACACAAUGCAAACUCCAGUGAAGAAGUGAGAAGAUGCUCCGUGGGUCGUUGGUUGGGGAAACUUUGUCAAACAGAACAUAAUGACACAUUUAUACGCCAGCCAAUUUGUCUUGCCUUUAAAGCUGGCCGUAAACUCUCAGUGCCAUUUUUAUAAAGCAAGGGACAGCCUCUCUGUCCUAUAAAUAACACUCCAGAGAUGUACAUCCAACCCCUGUCUGAAACCGACCCAAUGAUACACAGCCACCUCUAGCUAGGUUUUCUUACAUUUUGCUACUGUAACCGACACUGGAAUCUAAUGUAAAGUCAGAAGUUACAGAGCAAGGGAGGUAAAUGACUCAGCAUUUCUCAGGCACUUGCCUGGGGUGGGUCUCCUAUUGCCCACUCUGAGCCUCUGCUUCCUACUGGCUCUGUUUUGGAUUAACUUCUUUGAGAGAUUGAUUUGUUAUUGAUCUUCUCUGUCCUUUCAUAGGGGGGAGGACACAUGUAGAGUGUUGGACAAGCUUUUAAAAGAUGUGUGUUUCCCCACUUUAAAUGUCUUUGGUUCUGUAUACACCCGUCCGACAGUAAAGUCCAUUCGCUGCUGACUUGGUCACAUACAGAAGACUCCUGUUUGAAUGAAAAUACAAUCCUGUCUAUCUUUUGUCAUUUUUUUUUUUUUUUUUUUUGUACGUGAAGGUGUCUCCACACCAGAAGGAACACCACAGGAGGCGAUAGGAAUGAAAGGGACAUGGACUCCUUGACGUGAAAGCCCCGUGGUGAUAAGGUGAAGGUGCCUGGCUCCAGAUCCGCCUCGCCUUCCAGCUGGACUCUAGCAAAGUCCUCCUGACCUGAGUGAGGCCUCAGCUCCCACAGCCAGUGUUCCCAGGGUUUCCCUUUGCCUUCCCGGGUGGAGAAUAUUGUGUGGUGGUCUGUGCUUUUUUUUUUUUUUUCACUCCAAAAUAUUGUUUUUAAAGAAGUGUUAUUUUCCAAUCAACUCACAAAUCUGUUCUCAUUGUAUGGUGAACUGAAACCAUCACUGUGUCAGCUAAGCUGUGCCGUGACGGAUCCUAGCCACGCUCGUCCGUCCGUGUCCUCAGAGCUGCCUGGUGGCCGAUUGCUGGCAUCUAAAGGUGUUUUUAACCUACAUGUUUUU